This is a messenger RNA of Necator americanus (New World hookworm), 258 nucleotides long. RefSeq lists its product as uncharacterized. Lineage: Eukaryota; Metazoa; Nematoda; Chromadorea; Rhabditida; Ancylostomatidae. The transcript has 3 exons. The coding region runs from base 1 to 258 and encodes 85 amino acids. The record is from RefSeq and is a predicted model, not a curated record.
AUGAAAGCGCGAGCGCUGUAUUUGUGGGAUCUCUGUUUCUUAGAGAUGGUAGAUCGCAAAUGUUUUGAAGGGAUUGACAUCCGUGUUCCCGGUGUUUCCUGUGAUCUAUUCACUGUACGUACCCGAACAACUUUUCCCACCAUUUAUUCGAUCAGCCCAGCCAGUGGAAUCACUUGCUCUUGCAUUAACCUGAGAAUAAUUUCAAUUCGUUUCCUUCGGUUUUCAGUGUCAUAUUUUUGUCCGUGUUGGUUCUCUUAG